Physella acuta is the source of this 435-nucleotide messenger RNA. RefSeq names its product NFX1-type zinc finger-containing protein 1-like. The record is from RefSeq and is a predicted model, not a curated record. Lineage: Eukaryota; Metazoa; Mollusca; Gastropoda; Physidae.
AUGUAUGACAAAUAUUAUAAAGAAAUUUUGGAAAAACUUCCAAAGCUUUCCAUUACAUGCGAAAGUGCAACAAUAAAUAUAUUAAACUCAGCUUGCGCUGUAGAGUCUGUUAGAGAAAACAAAGCUCUAAUUGAUUCCAUUAAACUUCUACUCAGUCAGGCCAGAGAAGGUCGUGAAUUAGCUAAAAAAAAGAAUAAUGAAAGAGGUCAAGCACAACGAGGAUCUUUCCAAAAGGCAGGUCAAGAUGAAAAACCCCCGGAUAAUUUUCUAGAGCUGCCAGUUGUACCAACAAAACUUGACUUACAGGCAGAUGCCAAGCCAUUUGUGAGGUGUGCAGUAGUAGAUGGAGCUUAUGAAAGUGUACAUGACUACCUAGAUAUACAGUUCAGACUCAUGCGGCAAGAUUUUAUUCUGCCCACUAAGAAUUGGAAUUAA